Molecule: messenger RNA, 1050 nt
Organism: Diaporthe amygdali
Lineage: Eukaryota; Fungi; Ascomycota; Sordariomycetes; Diaporthales; Diaporthaceae
Product: Palmitoyltransferase akr1
Exons: 3
Coding region: 1-1050 (349 amino acids)
Molecular function (GO): protein binding
Source: RefSeq, a predicted model, not a curated record
AUGGCUUCUCCAGUAUCAAGCGCCUUCUCCUCCCCCAUGUUGCUUUCGCCCGCCCUCCUGUCGCCCAUGGAGACAGGAUCAGACGCCAGUUCGGUUUUCCCCGAUUAUGAAUCCACUGUCUUGGCCAUGGCUAUACUGAGCGGCGACACGGCCCAAGUAGAAACCAUGGUCAAUCUCGGCGCCAGGGUGUCGGCCGACCAUCGCUGGACCUUGUAUCAAGCGUGCCUGCAAGGGACAGAUAUGCUCAAAGCGUUACUGCGAAAUGCUAGGAGCAGCUCGCGCCUAGAUAUAUCCCCACACGGUGAUUCUAUUCUUCAUCUUGCCCUUCGCACUCCAGCCCGUCGUUUUGGCACCGAGAAGGCCGAAGUGGUCGAACUCCUCUUGAACAACGGCGCAGAUCCAUUCCGACAGGACAGACUCGGAGAGACGGCGCUUCAUAUUCUCGCCGCGAUGACAGCAGACGAGGAAAUCGAGCUGCUCAGAUCCUUGCUUGACAACCGUGGGCCUAUGUCAUACCUGGAUCAACGGAACAUAUACGGGGAUACAGCUCUCAUCAUCGCUGUGACAAGCUAUAACAUCGAUGCUGCGAGGCUGCUUUUGGAAGUUGGGGCUGAUCCCAAUGUCAAAGGAGAAUAUGAAAAUACUGCUUAUCAGUACGCACAUCAGCAGGGUAAUACCGAGAUGCUCGAGCUGCUGUACCAAUUUGGUGCGGACAGUUCAGACUAUAUGGAUUUAUUACUCGAUGAGUCUGCCCCAUCGUCGCCUUUCUUCAUCACCCUGUUCCUCAUGGUGUCCCUGAUCUUGCCUUUCUUGUAUGAACAGCCAUUCCAGUGUCUCAUUUGGGCAGUGGGGGUUUUCCAACCUGCAUUGUUCAAAUUCGAACCAAUAGGGCAAAACUGCGGUAACACCAUCUGCUACAAGUUGGUGCACGCUUUGAAACACACUAUGAUCUCUGGCUCCGAAUGGAGCGAAACAUUGCUCCACAACAUCGCAAACAUUCACGGUUAUUUUCUUGCCGCGAAUGCGAGCGUUGUGGCGUUCCCUGUCUAG